AUGUUGAGCAACCCUGAAAAGAAGAAACACUUCUUUGCACAUUUAGUACAUAAGAGGAAGCCAGAUUUAGCUAGUUGUACAGUGGUAAUUGCAUCCAGAAAAGAAGAUAGAUUGAGAGAGGCAGUUCAAGAACUUUGUCCAAAUGGAAGUCAACUUCGUGCCAAAGUUUGCAACAUCAGGAAAGAAGAUCAAGUUAAGAAUUUGGUUACGUCAACACUGCGUGAACUUGGCAGAAUAGACCAUCUUGUAAAUAAUGGUGGCGGUCAGUUUCCGUCUCCAGUAGCACACAUGAACCUCAAGGGCUGGAAUGCUGUGGUGGAGACCAACCUUACUGGUACUUUUCUAAUGUGCAAAGAAGUAUAUGACCAGUGGAUGAAGGACAAUGGUGGUGUUAUUGUUAACAUCAUUGCUGACAUGUUCCGUGGCCUCCCGAUGAUGGCUCAUACAGGAGCAGCACGUGCAGGGGUUGACAACUUAACUAAGUCUCUUGCAGUAGAAUGGGCUGCUGAUGGAGUACGAAUCAACUGUGUGGCUCCAGGAAGCUCCAUAUACUCUCCAACAGCAGCAGCGAACUAUGGCGACGAUAGCAUCUUUGAAAGAGGUCGUGCUGGCAUUCCAGCAAAAAGGCUUGGAACACCACAGGAAGUGGCAAGUGCAGUUUGCUUCCUGUUAUCCCCCGGAGCUUCGUACAUUUCUGGUGAAACACUAAAAGUUGAUGGAGGUGGCAGUCUUUAUUCUUAUCUCAUGUUUGAGAUCCCAGAACACAAGAAAUUGCCAGCAUAUACGUGGACCUACAAACCCCCAGAAGACGACGACGAAGAGCCACCUAAAUCUAAGUUAUAAGACUUGACGACUUCUCACAUUUAGUAUAUACAGAGUAACUAGUGAUUUAAAUGUAAAUAUUGUUGUAUUAAUCAUGGGAAGAAUUUGAGAUCAUGUAGCAUCUGGGGAAUGGAAGGUGUUUACGAGUCAUUUAAAGGGCGGAUAAAUCGAAUUCCUUCAUUUUGACUGGAGGAAUUGGAUUUAUCUGCCCUUGGAAAACAAACUUGCAUGGAAAUGCUUCUCAUUGUUUGUUUUAAAUUAUAUUCAUGAUGAAAUGCUGAAAUGAUAGUAUGUGAACAUGUAUAUUCUGCAUGUACAAUGUUUACACUCUGAAAGAGAGGUGUUGAUGUUGCAGUUUUAUAAAUACAGUGGACCCCCAGUUUACGAUAUUUUUUCAUUCCAGAAGUAUGUUCAGGUGCCAGUACUGAACAAAUUUGUUCCCAUAAGGAAUAUUGUGAAGUAGAUUAGUCCAUUUCAGACCCCCAAACAUACACGUACAAACGCACUUACAUAAUUGGUCGCAUUGGGAGGUGAUGGUUAAGCGGGGGUCCACUGCAUAUUGUAAGAGCGCCUCUGGCAAGACAGUGAUGGAGUGAAUGAUUUUAGGAUCUGCAUGAGGCUGUCAUCUGCUGAGGACGCGGUUAACCUCCAAGAAGAUAUAAACAAAGUUUUCCAGUGGGCAAAGGUAAACAAUAUGAUGUUCAAUGAGGACAAAAAAUUAAGUUUUUCUUUUUUGGGCCUCCCUGCCUUGGUGGGAGACGGACGAUGUGUUAAUAAUAAUAAUAAAUAAUGUGCAAUCCAUUGUAUUUACUAAACUUGCAAUUAUUUUUCUAUUAGUUACGUGUUCAGACAUUAACAAAUGUGAUGAGAACAUUUUCAAAGGUUUUCGUAAGGGUUUUUUAUGUAUAAGAAUGUACAGUGGACCCCCGGUUAACGAUAUUUUUUCACUCCAUAAGUAUGUUCAGGUGCCAGUACUGACCGAAUUUAUUCCCAUAAGAAAUAUUGUGAAGUAGAUUAGUCCAUUUCAGAUCCCCAAACAUACACGUACAAACGCACUUACAUAAAUACACUUACAUAAUUGGUCCCAUUUGGAGGUAAUCGUUAUGCGGGGGUCCACUGUAUUAACAAAAUGUGUUAAGGUCAUAUUAGCACACUUAUCUUUCUUGAAAACAUAUCAGUUUAAAUAGCAAUUUGUGAAUAAAUCAUUAACGUAAAAACAAAUACAUUUAUACAAAUUUGGAAAUAUUGAUUUUGUUUGUCAGAGUGGUAAAUGUUUUACUAAAAAUGAUCUCUUAUUCAACCUUUAUUUCAACGUUAUUACCUUGGUGGUUUAACGUUUUGUAUUGAUUAUAAUAAUCAGUAUUCUCAGUUAUAUUGGGAAUAAUAAUGUGGGUAAUGUUUGUUCUUCCAUUAAACCUUUCAGGGUCCAUGCCGUAGAUCUACGGCUUUAUGUUCAGGGUCCAAACUGUAGACCUACGCCAUGAGCUCAGCUCACUCUGAUAAGCUGUGAGUGGUAAAUUUGGGCCUAGAUAUGAGAGAAUACAUCUAUGGUAUGUAUUCACCACAUAAAACAAAUCCUGCAGCACACAGUGCAUAAUGAGAGAAAAAAAACUGAGACCGUGAUUUUUUAUUAAAACCGACUUUGCAGUGUUUUUUCAUAUGUUUUUUAUAGUUGUAUUUGCCAUUUCUUGGUCUCAAUUGAUAGAAUGGAAGAUAUAUUACAGAAAUAGAGAUGAUUUUGAUUGGUUUUAGUACUGGAAAUAGCUUGAAACUGAGCUCAAAGUAGCGGAAAUGUUAAAUUUUUGUCGAUGUUCAAGAGUAAACAAACGACCUCACACGUCUAAUACACGCCAGCUGGUGGGUCUAAUAUACAUUCACAAAUGUGGUGAUGAUAUUUAUACAAUUAUUACAAUAUUGCAUGACAGUAAAUCUUCUAUUUUUUGGUUUGAAUAAAAAUUCAUUAUGUGAAUAAAAAAUUAAAAUGGAAUUCAUUUGUAAAGACUGAAAACAUAACUAAUGAACAGAAGAAAUGUUAGUUUAGUGCCAGGAAUGUCUGCAUUGUUUAUUCUGGAUCCUAUUUUGAAAUUGGAAUAUUUUGAACUUUGUGUUAAAUUGGCCAAAUUACCAAUUUUCGAUCACUUUAUUUUGUAGUUGAAACAGUUGACUUGGUGAUUUCUUGCACUCAAUCGAUAGAAUAGAAGUAAUACUAGUGAAAAAGCUGAGAACUUGAUUGACUGGAAUAAUGUAAUUGGCCUAAAAUGGGAGUCAAACUCGGCAAAAUCACCAAUUCGUAAAUAUCGCUGACACAUCAAAAUUCACGAGAGCAUAAUUUCAUCAAUUUUCCAUCAAAUUUCGUACUUUUUGUUUUAUUACCUUCAGAAAAAGAUUCUCUACCAUUUCACAAGAAAAAAUAAUUUUUUUUUUUUAAAUUCUUGGACACUGGUGCACACUUUGAAAUUUGGCCUCUGGACCCUGAAAGGGUUAAAGUUGAUAUUAAUAGUGUAUGUGGACUGGAAAAACACAGCUCACUACAGUGGUAUACAGUUUGCUCUCUCUGUCUCUCCCCUUCCCAUGCAUUCUGUAUCUCGGAUGUUGCAUUCUUGAUCUCUUUUCUGCUGCCACCCAUCUUGUUAGGUGAUUUUAAUGCUCAUCAUCUUCGGGAGGGUCCCACUGUGACUCUCAUGGCAAUCAGUUGGAGGCUUCUCACUUCUCAUCCUCUUCAUGUUUUAAGUCUGGCUGCUCCCACCUAUUUUGGCUCUCAUUCAAUCUCACUUUUUGCAUCGAUCUUUCUAUCUGCUCCUCAUCAAUCACACUUAAUUACACUUGGUCUGUUCUCCUGGAGUUGCACAACAGUGAUCACUUUCUUAUUAUUCUUCUACGUAUUCCCGACUGCCUCGUAGCUCCCGUUGACAAUUUGGAGGAACAAAUUGGGACUUAUACUCUCAUCUCACUGCUUUUUGUGGGGACUUUUCUCUGUCCUCUAUUGAUGAGCUGGUGCACCAGUUUUCAACCUUAGUUUUGACUGUAGCAUCAUGUUCUAUUCCUCAAAACUCAGGCAGGCAUUUUCAGACAUGUGUGCUUUGGUGGUCUCCGGCAUGUGCCCGUGCAGUGUGUUUGAAACGUGCUGUGAGGGGUCGUUAUCGAUAUAAUUAGACCUCAGAUCAUCUUAUGGAUUUUAAAUGGGCAGUCACUCACCGUGCCAUACGUGAUGCUAAAUGCACUUAUUGGCAAGACUACGUUUGUACUGUUACCUCGACUUCCCCUAUGUAUGCAGUAUGGAAGUUGUGUGGCAAGUACACUCCAGACCCAGCUCCUGUUUUGCGGGAUGCUGAUGUUAGUGUUGUGGAACCUCUCGAAUUUGCCAUGUAAAUCGGGAACUAUCUUAUCUGUGUCUCCCAAGGGCUUCACCUCUAUCCCUUGUGUCUCGCUUCUAAGUCAGCCAUGGAGCAAUUGCCCUUGGAUUUCUCUUCUAAUGGGAUGGAGCCAUAUAAUGUAUCUUUUACUCUCUUAGAGCUAGAGUCCACGCUUUCCACUUGCUGGUCAUCGGUAGCUGGGCCCAAUGAUAUUCAUAUCCAUAUGCUACAACAUUUUGCAUCUUUUCAAUCUUAUUUUGAUGCAAGGAGUUCUCCCUCAACAAUGGAAAUCUGCCAUUGUACUACUGUUUCACAAACCAGGCACCUCGGGGCUUGAUACCUCUCACUAUCAUCCCAUUGCUCUGACCAGUAUAGUCUACAAGGCGAUGGAACAAUUGGUGAACAGACGUCUGAUAUGGUAUUUAGAGACUCGCAAUAGACCUAGCAGUCUUGUUUUUAUAUCGAGAAGGCAAAUGACACCACUUGGAGGUAUAACACCUUAACCCAGACCCACUCCUUGGGCCUCUGAGAUAAUCUACCAACCUUCCUUGCUGCUUUCUUAUCUGAAAGACAUUUUUGUGUUCACGUUGGUGCCUCACUUUCCUCAGACUUUGUUCAGGCCAAAGAGGUCCCACAAGAUUGUGUCCUUAGCAUUACCCUUUGGUAGUCACUUUAUGUGAAUGACUUCGCUAUAGCUUACACAGGCACUGUCUGUCGCUUUGUAGCAGCCUUCCUUCAGGAUGCGAUUGACAGUGUUUCCCAUUGGAUCACUUCUCAUGGAUUUAAAUUUUCUAGUAUGAAAGCCCAUUUCAUUACCUUCACUAGACAUCCUCUUGUCCCAGACAUUUCAUUGUAUUUACAUGGCUCAUGUAUCUCAGAAUGUGAUAUGGUCAGGUUUCUUGGACUUCACAAUGAGGCAGCCAUUAAUAACUUCACAACAGCAGUAACAAACAUUGACUGGCACACUGAGCUAGAAAUCUAUACAGAUAUUGACGAAUGUUUUAAUAAUUUUCUAAAAAAGACCCAAUACCUUUAUAACAAGCACUGCCCUAAAAAAACUAAACAGAUGACAGCUAAGAGACUGAACAGUCCCUGGCUAACACCCAGCAUUCUCAAAUCCAUAAAUACAAAACACCGAUAUGAAAAACAGUACAGAAUGGGUCACAUAACCAGAGACCAAACAAAACGUUACUCGUCAAUCCUAACCAGCCUGAUAAGAAGGGCAAAAAAUUGUAUUAUGAGAACAGAUUAUCCAACUUACGAGGUGAUAUAAAAAAGACCUGGAAGACCUAUCAGAAAUUCUGGGAACAAAAAAGAUAUCACGACAUAGCGAAAUAAAAUUAGCAAAAUCAGAUGAACCCCAACUCCCACCAACAGAAACAGCAAACAGACUCAAUGAUUUCUUCUCCACUAUAGGUCAAAACCUUGCCAAUAAUAUCCCAAGCUCAGAUACCCCACCAAAUGACUACCUCACCGGCAACUACCCGAACACACUGUUCCUAGCUCCGACUAACCCAUACGAAGUCUCCCUUAUUAUCAACGCACUGAAAAACAAGGCAGGAGAUUUAAAUACCUUACCACCCUUUAUAUACAAAAAAGCGUCACAAGUACUAUCACCAAUCAUUGCAACACUCUUUAACAAAUCCAUUGAAUCCUCCACCUUCCCUACAGUUCUCAAAAUAGCAAGGGUCACCCCGAUCCAUAAAGGAGGAGACCAAACAGAGUUGAAUAACUAUAGGCCAAUAUCCAAUUUACACCCUCUCAAAAA
Molecule: messenger RNA, 5943 nt
Organism: Cherax quadricarinatus
Lineage: Eukaryota; Metazoa; Arthropoda; Malacostraca; Decapoda; Parastacidae
Source: RefSeq, a predicted model, not a curated record